Messenger RNA from Pocillopora meandrina, 4991 nucleotides. The record is from the annotation of a GenBank genome assembly. Lineage: Eukaryota; Metazoa; Cnidaria; Anthozoa; Scleractinia; Pocilloporidae.
AUGAUGCACCUUCCUUCACAAGAACUCGAGGAAUUAAAACACUACACACCCUUAAACAUUCAACAAGAAUUGCAAGCAAAUGGUUGUGAGUUAAUGGUACAAAUAUGGCACUCUCUAGUACAAAAACAUGAAACAAGUUCCUUAGUGGAAGAUCUAAUCCAGAGUGGAAAGGGAGAUCUAGGAAAGAUGAAAAUUGUACGAGCUAAAACAAUGAAAACUGCUGAUCAAUUUUAUUACACAGUUCAAUUAGCGCGAGAAGUUUCGGGUCUCAAAGAGUACUUUGAAGUCAUUAGAGACUAUGGAGGUAUUCAGAUUGAGAACCAGCUUAUGAAAUCGUCAAAUCCCUUCUUUAAAAAGCUUCAACCAGAAGCUUGCACCUACAAGUUUGAUUGUCAUUGCAGUGAGUUGAAACUACAACCUAGACAUAAAAUAUGUGUUAACUGCCAGCACGUACACAAAUUGAUAACGCAGUAUGAAGACCUGGAAAAUCUGGCAUGCAUACUCAUUCUGGUCGAUAAAGGCCGCAUGGGAGACACAUUUCCCCAGAGUUUUGACUGUCUCGACUUGCGACUUAGCUACGAUAGUAGUCAAGAGUUUAAGGAGGGCUCGGCAGUCUAUCUAUCCAGUCUUAUUCAAGAGCUUGGAAGAAUGUGCCGUUAUACUCAAGUUCCCACAAGUGCGACUCCAUAUGUAUUGAUUGGGCGACAGCUAUUCAAGAGACUCAAGACGUCAAUUAAGACGUCUCCAUCAAUAAGUGCAACUUCCUGCACUAAAGCAGACCGGUAUAUGGCUAAGACGCCCUCGAUCAAAGACGCACAAUCAUCGGCUUUGCGAUGGCUAAACUAUGAAGCACAUAAAGACAGCUACGAUUAUGGAAACUCACAAACGCACUGCAACAGAAUCCUUCUGCAAGCCGAACCUCAGAUUGGCAAGACGGGAACGUACUUGUGCCUGAUAAGAGAAUUGCGACUGAAUAUUCUGGGAAAAGAAAGAGUUUUGCUCACUUCACCUGCUACAUUUGACGAAGGUUCCUUUUACCAGUGGAAGGAAAGAAAUAAUCCUGACGAGUCGGUUAUCACAGAUGUAGAUGAAUGCAAAUACUGGCAAUUUCCGUACUGGAAGACAAUCGCGACUUGCCCAAGCCUGCUCGACAAACCGGUUGAGAUGGGGAAGUAUUCAAUAGGAGGGUGCUUCUACUCUCAUGACAUGGAGGAAAAUCCAUUCAUUUUUCUGAAGGAGGAAGGGAAAACGCUAAUCAAGACCGGUCAUCAAAACCUUAAGACUGAUGAUUGUUCAAAUGGCCCCCGUGCUUGGCAUUGGUACCAUUUUGAGAAAUGUGCUGAGUGUGGAAGACUUCUACAGGGCAAAGAAUCUAAGCUGGAAAAUGUGGUGGUACACAUUGCUGGAAUCCCCGUCACUGUUACAUGCUCCUUGCCCAGCAAUUGUCCGUCAUUCACUCAACUUAAAGAAAAAUUAACGAGCAGUAAAUCUCUAGUGGAUGGUCUCACUUUGCCAUACUGGAUAUUUCAUCCUUCACACAGAGACGAUCCUAGGAAGUGCACUUUGAAUUACCACCACGUAAUGCAAGAAAACGGACGCGUUAUCAAUUAUGUCCAAGUUGUCGUUGUUCGAAAGGAAAAGUUCGAGGCCUACAGAUCCACCUGGGGAAAGGUACUCGUCAUUGUACCACUUCCAGAGGAACUACCCAAUUGCGGCCUUGGACCGGAAGAUGGAGGAAUUGGUUAUGCCAGACUGUUUAUUCAAAAGUUCGCAUUUUCUUUAGAGCUUGAAUACGUCUUCAUGAUUGAUGACAAUAUCGCCAUGAUGUCAGAAGCAGAAUUUUCAAAAGAUCACAUGUCUGGAAAAGAAGUAAAAGUACUCAGAGAUGACAGUGGGGUGAUGCAAAUGCGGCGAUGCACUUUCCUUAAGCCUUUGUCAAGUCUUCAAAAAAUAGUACAGGGAAAGGACACUCCAACCAUGGCUGACAGGGAACACGAGUCGCAUCCACUAAAAGAUGAUUUUGAAGCCCAAGGCUUCCACUGUAUACCUACACUGGUCCUGCGAAAUUGUUCCGCGAUAAGCAACAUGGGAGCUAUGGUGUUCUUGGUCUGAUGAGAAGUGUCCCAAAAGCAGUGAGUCCGUUCAUGAAGACCCAGGUGUACGCUGUGGUCUUGCUCAAUGUCAAAAGUACUGUGGACAAAGGCGUCUUUUACCGUCCAUGGCCCUGCUGGGAAGAUCUACGCUUCAACGAUGAUUGUGACAAAGCAGGUCUAUGGGUUGUUAGAUGCAACCGUUACUCUUUCGUCAAAGUUCAGUACAAAGCCUGGAUUGAGAGCCUCGUCCUGCCUCAAGUCUUCCCUUGGGAUGAGAAAUGUUCAAUCGUGGAGAGACCAGUUGAAAGCGAGCUACCAGAAGCCCUGGAAGAGAAAAUUAUCCUAGAGCACCUUUGCAACUUUGUGAACUCCAGUGGUCCUGACAAGUGUUUCAAAGAGAGAAUUGAAUAUGAUAGACCGGUGAAUAAAGAAGCAGUAGAUUCUCCCCUUCGCAUCCUUGAGCAACUUGAUGUGGGUAUGGUUGCAGAAGGAGAUCGCACCAGGGGAGUUUCUAUCCUGGUUCUCUCCUACUUUCCAGGAAAUCGGAGAAGAGAGACCUUAGAUGUCCUUGAUUCAAAUUUCUGUGCUACAAAGAAGAAAAUUGUUUUCGUUGCAAGUGCCACAGAAGCAAAUAGGCGAUGGCCUCAAAUGACUGUGCAAACCAUAUCAACCAGGCACGGUAUUUGUCACAACGAUGAGAUGACUGAUAGAAACGCACAAUUUGCCAUUUUUUCCGCGGCAGACCCUAAGAGGCACCGUUUGCGUUGGAUUUUGAUCGAAGCAUCCUUCUCGCAUAACAACGACGUAGUUAAGACAGAAAUGGGCACAAAUGAUAUUGAGGCUUUUGAAAAAAGCCUUGAAAACAACAGAAAUGCGCUAACUCUGGAGGAAAGUACCUCGUCUAACCAGCAAAAUACAGGCAAAACGACGAAAGGAGUUAAGAGAUCGCUGCAGGAAUCCUCCAAUGACUGCCAAACAUUCAAAAGGCAAAAGAUUCAAGAAGAAUGCCAGAAACGACGUAACAACCAAGAAGGCGAGACGAUGUCAGCAGAUGGGACAGCGGUUAGAAAAGAGAGAGAAAGUAGUAGUAAAUCUCCCCAUUCGGUGAGAGAAGUCGACAAUUUAGCUUUGUUCGGUGGAGAAGGAGAUGCCGAAGUCGAAAGUAACUCUGACGCCAGUAUCGUUAGCGAAACCCCGCAGUCUCAAGAGAGGAGACAAGAAGAUGGAUGUAACAAUCGCAAGUAUUUUGAAGGUACCAGUGAGGUCACUAAAGCUAUCGUCGAUCUUUGGAUGGAAUACAAGAAAAUUCCAGGGAGCACUAAAAAGGUGAAGCAGGGAACAGGAACGAGCGAUCUUACAAUGGAAUAUGUAAAGAGCAAGCUUUCGAAAUUCACUCUUAGCCAGCUAGAAGAAAGAGAUGAGAGUGGUUUCAAUGCGCUCUUGAAAGCCUGUUCCUUGCCAUCCAUGAGUCCUCAUGUAAUGCAGUAUCUCAUAAAUGAUGCAAAAGUAGAGAUCAACUCUCGUUUGCCUCCUAACUUUGACAGGCACCACCCAGCAGGCGAAGGGUUGAUUCCAGGAAUGUCUGCUUUGUCAGUGGCUAUUAAAUGUGGAAAGAAAGCCAAAACGCUUCAAACUUUCACGAAACGAGGAAAAGAAAUUUCGGUAGGAACUUUUGACGAGGAGAGGAAUACUGCUCUUCACCACUGUGUUCUAUCCUGUUCUAAAUUUGCCUUUAAGAAGGUAUUCCCUCUAUACAAGAACAAGAAUUGGAAAACGAUGAUCAACGGUGAGGGAAAGAGCCCUUUAGACAUUGCCAAGAACAUGGAAUGGAGUAGAUUGAGCGAAGGUAACCAACAGACCAUUGCAUUCAUUCUUAAGGAAAUGGAGGGAGGCGAGAAAUCUAAUUGUCAUCCAAAUUGCAUAAAAAAAGUGCCGUUAAUGAAUGAUGGCUCUCUUGAAGGAAAGCAAGCCAACAGCGAUCAGAAUAAACGCGUACAAACAUUUAAAGAAAUGGAGGGAGGCGAGAAGUCUAAUUAUCAUCCAAAUUUCUUAAAAAAAGAGCCGUUAAUGAAUGAUGGCUCUCUUGAAGGAAAGCAAGCCAACAGCCAUCAAAAUGAACGCGUAAAUACAUUUAAUGAAGAACAUCAGGAAUGGUCCACCCAAAUAAAGCGACCAAAAAUUGGUGACGGUUACGGCCAGCAUGUAGAAGAAGUAGUUCCUGGCAAAGCUGUUGAUGGAGGCGGAAAAAUUGGUCUUGGUGACGACUCCAGUGAUAACGGAAGCGUUAAGCGCGAUACUUUGGGGAAGAAAGCUGAUAUAGUCCAAUCUUUAGAUGCCGCCGCGCAUAUGGAUGGUACCAACAGUGUCACCGGGAUUAUCGUGGAUUUAUGGAGAGAGUAUAAAGAAAUGCAAACGCAAGUUGAGGAAAAGGGCAGAAGCGACCUAACCACAGACGAAAUUCAGAACAAACUCGAGCAUUUCUCAAAAGAUCAACUGGAUGCAGCAGAUGAAAGAGGCUAUAAUGCACUUCUUAAAGCCUGUUCCUUGCCUGCUAUGAGUCCUCAUGUAAUGCAGUACCUUAUCACUACAAGAAAGGUUGACCUCAAUUGUCAGCUUCCUUCUGAUUUUGAUGUGAAUCACUCAGAGGCUAAGGAAUUAGUUCCAGGAAUGUCCUCUUUGUCCGUGGCAAUCAGAAAAAAAAAUGUAAAAUCAGUCUCCACGUUUAUGAAUAGGUCAACGUGGAUUCAAGUAAGAAGUUUUGACGAUAAUGGAAACACCGCUCUGCAUCAUUGUGUGAUUUCGAUUUAUAAAACUGCCUUUGAUAAAAUUUUUCCCCUUUUCAAGCCGCUGGAAUGGAGAGAGAUGCGAAACAAAAGAGGAAAGAAUCCUUUGGACAUA